Molecule: messenger RNA, 3247 nt
Organism: Raphanus sativus (radish)
Lineage: Eukaryota; Viridiplantae; Streptophyta; Magnoliopsida; Brassicales; Brassicaceae
Product: probable serine/threonine-protein kinase SIS8
Exons: 17
Coding region: 607-2961 (784 amino acids)
Biological process (GO): protein phosphorylation
Molecular function (GO): protein kinase activity; ATP binding
Source: RefSeq, a predicted model, not a curated record
CUCACACGAGGGAGGACGUGUGAUGACAGCAGGUGUGAGUCGGUGAGAGGUGAAUCUAGUUUUGAGCACGUGACUCAUAAAGUCGCACGUGAUUUCGGCAUCGUCAAUCGUCGUCUCCCACAUGAUCAACUUCCUUUCCCUCUCGUCUUCAUCACUUUCCUAAAAUCCCAUCACUCUCUCUUUUUUUUGUAGUGUGGUACUACCAAACAAAAAUCAAAAAUUUAAAAUCAAAAGUAUAUAAAAAAUCAAAAACGAAUAUGCUGGCUGAUUGUUUGUGUGAGUGUGUACGUAACUCAUAGCUCUUCGGUUGCAUCUGUCUUAGUAGUGAGAUUGACUUUGUUUUGUUAUGUAGUUUGAUUUCGUAUACUUCAUCAAAUCAGAAAUUUGAAUCCAGUGGAUCUGAUUUGCGGUGAUUUCACGAACUCUCCCCCUCCCACCUAUUCAAUUUUUUUUCCUGCUUUUUUCUUUGCCACUUCAAAUUGCAAUUGAAGCUUUACUGAACAUGGCUCUGCUCUGAAAGGCUGAUAUAAUUUUUGCUACUCAACUGUUCCUUUUGUGGGAUAAGUUAGGAGCUGAUAUAAUUUUUAGACCUUAAGGAAAUAGGCAAUGGGAGAUACACGAGAUGAUGAUGAUGCUGGGCCAGAAACCUGGUGGCCUUCAGAUUCUGUUGAGAGAUUUGGUUCUCUUCAUCUGGGAUCACAACAAGAGACCUCCAUUGCUAAUACUGCUUCAAAUAUUCUUUGGACCACUGGUUCGCUUUCUGACCCCAUCCCAAAUGGCUUCUAUUCCCUCAUCCCGGAUAGUAGAUUGAAGCAGCUGUUUAAUAGCAUUCCUACAUUGGAAGAUCUUCAUGCUCUGGGCGACGAGGGUCUAAAGGCCGAUGUGAUUCUUGUUGAUUUUCAUAAAGAUCAAAAGCUUUUCAGGCAAAAGCAGUUGAUUACCAAACUUGUCAGUGGAUUUAACUCAAAACCAGCUGCUAUUCUCAAGAAAAUUGCUGGUCUGGUGGAAAAUGUUUAUAAGCAAUCUACUCUGCAUAACCCGGCAAAAACUACACAAUCUCUUGACAACUGUGGGAUUCAGCUGCUAGGACAGAUUAAGAAUGGUUCUUGUCGUCCUCGAGCUAUCUUGUUCAAAGUUUUAGCUGAUACGGUUGGCCUUCAAAGCAGGCUUGUAGUUGGUUUGUCAUGUGAUGGAGCUGCUGAGAGUGUAGACUCAUACAAGCAUAUUUCUGUUACGGUUUUUCUUCAUUCUGUGGAAAUGCUGGUUGAUCUAAUGAGGUCUCCUGGUCAGCUUAUUCCUCUAUCUACCAAAGCAAUAUAUAUGAGUCAUAUCUCAGCGGCAGGGGAAAGUGAUUCUGCAGAGAACGACUCUUGCGAUUCACCUUUGGAGCCAAAUAGUCCCAUGUUUGGUUUUCCAGAGCUUGAAAAUGCAGAAAAAGAUGAAAGUCUUCUGUUUCACAGGAAAGUGGAAGGGCCUCGAAAUAUGUCUGGUCCACCAUCAAGGAAUAUGCUGUUACGAUCUGCCUCCAUGCUAGAGAGAAAAUUAAGUUUCUCAAAGAGCGAGUCAAACAUUGCUAAUGAUUUUUGGCGGCAGAACCGGAGAAAGUUCAUUGCUGAUCAGAGAACUGCUGGUUCCAGUCCCGAGCAUCUUUCCUUCCGAACACGUACAAGGUCCAUAUUAAGUGGCGACAGGAAUUUUGCACAAGAUUUCACCGGUGAUGUUGCCAAAUCAAGCUCCAAGUCUGUUGGAGGAGCAAAACUGGAAACUAAGAGAAUAAGGAGGAGAAGCAUUAGUAUAACUCCUGAAAUUGGUGAUGAUAUCGUUAGGGCAGUACGAGCAAUGAAUGAAGCGUUGAAGCAGAAUCGCCUCUCAAAAGAGCAAUGUGAUGAUGGUUCAUCUCCUAACUCUCCAAAUGACAGAACCGAAGGCCCUCAUCUCCAGACAAAUGUCUCUGGUUUCCAUCUUGGUGCUCAUGACCAAGUGUCUGGAGGAAGGUCGAUCCUUUCCAAGGAACCACUAGAUCCACAGAAAGCAAUCUCACUACCAUCUUCACCCAAAAACUACCGAGGCCAAUCCUAUGAACAGAAUGGAUCGUCAUAUCGUAAUAUAAGCCACAUUUGGGAUAAAGUAUUGGGAUCUCCCAUGUUCCAGGAUAAGCCAUUGUUACCAUAUGAAGAAUGGAACAUAGACUUCUCUGAGUUGACGGUUGGGAUUCGUGUUGGAAUUGGAUUUUUCGGAGAAGUCUUCCAAGGAGUCUGGAAUGGAACAGACGUUGCGAUCAAAGUGUUCCUUGAGCAAGACCUAACAGCUGAGAACAUGGAAGAUUUCUGCAAUGAGAUAUCGAUUCUUAGCCGACUUAGACAUCCCAACGUUAUACUGUUCCUUGGAGCAUGCACAAAGCCUCCAAGAUUAUCACUGAUCACUGAGUACAUGGAAAUGGGAUCUCUGUAUAACUUGCUGCAUUUGAGUAGACAAAAGAAGGAGUUAAGCUGGCGCAGGAAACUAAAGAUGCUGCGUGACAUUUGCCGGGGGUUGAUGUGCAUACAUCGUAUGGGGAUAGUCCACCGUGAUAUAAAGAGUGCAAACUGUCUUUUGAGCAGCAAAUUAACAGUCAAGAUCUGCGAUUUUGGGCUAUCGAGAAUAAUGACAGGGACGACAAUGAGAGAUGCAGUCUCUGCCGGCACACCAGAGUGGAUGGCUCCUGAACUUAUCCGCAAUGAGCCUUUCUCGGAAAAGUGUGAUAUCUUCAGCUUAGGUGUAAUAAUGUGGGAACUCUGCACAUUAACCAGACCUUGGGAAGGAGUGCCGCCUGAACGGGUUGUUUACGCUGUUGCUUACGAGGGAGCUCGGCUUGAGAUUCCUGAAGGGCCGUUGGGAAAGCUUAUUGCAGAUUGUUGGACAGAACAAGAACAAAGGCCUAGCUGCAGUGAUAUACUUUCUCGUUUGCUGGAUUGCGAGUAAGUAGUAUUCGCUUUGCUGACUUCUCUUGAAUCUUUUUUUUUUUCAUUCUGUGAAUAGAAUCUUUGCAGCAAGAAGAGGUCCUUCUUUGAGUUUGUACAAAAGAACUUUCGCGCUUUCAUCCACAAAAAAGCUUUGUGUAACUCUUUUUCCUUGUCAUUUCAAUUUAGUGAAGAUUUAAAACCUUUUGAAAUAAUUCCAAGUUCAUUUUCAGAUAAAACAAUUCCAAUUUGCAAAAUAGUGAAAAUGUAAAACAAUUCUAAUUUUAUAAUGGCAUUUUGUGUUAGCA